AUGGCGCGUGAACGAAAGGCUAAUGAUGUGAAACGAAACUGUCAUGGAGAGGGGUUGCGAGGCAAACACCACAAUGGUGUGGGGACACGGCGAUGCCUUUGCACGAAGAUGGUGGCGACGCCGUUAACGUUUGAAAACGCCAUUCUACACCUGACUGCAACAACAACAACCAAUAAUGUCAGUAACGCUCCCAAUAAACAAUACAAAAACAUCCUCAAUUUCCGCUAUUCUCAAAACAGCACUUCCUCAUUCACUAUCAAACACUCAAGUUUUGUACUUGUGUUCCAUCCAACACCCAGAAACAAAAUUUCAAUUUUUUCAAUGGAAGAGGCACCCCCAUCAAUCCAAGACCUCAUUUUGUCACUUCAACAAGCCACUUUAAUGGCGAAGCAGUUACCAUCAUCAUCCACUGCCAACCCCACCCAUCUCCACCAAAUCCACUCUUCCCUCCACCAGGCCCACCGCCACCUCUCCUCCUUCCUCUCUGCCCUCCAGCUGCCACCAUCUUAUGCCGCUGAGUCCUCUGCCACCGCAGAACCGAUGCAGGUGGAGGACGGUGGCGAUGGUGGGGUGGAUGAUGAAGAGACCACUUCAAAGUGCACCAUUGACUUGGUUGAGGAGAAAAUGAGACAGUGUUUCAUCAAGAACAAACGCCCCAAACGGCCUCUGUCACCGUCUGCAACGGCGGCAGCCAUGGAGGAGAAAGGGGUUGCCGGUGAUGCAUACGUCGAGCGGAUCAGGGACUAUGAUCCUUAUAAUAUGAAGUUGAGGGCAUUGGACCUUUUGUAUCAGUUUCAUGCGUGAUGUGGUGUCAGAUGUGAUAAUGAUGUUGCUAAAUUUUCUUAAUUGUUUUUGUUCUGGCUACAAAAAUUUUUAGUUUUAUUUUGGGAUGAUUGGUUUUGUUGAUGAACAUGUAAUGGAUGAUUUGGGUUGUAUAGUUAGUUCAGUCCAUUAAUUAAUCAUAUUUAAUAUUAGUUAUUUGCA
This is a messenger RNA of Vigna unguiculata (cowpea), 984 nucleotides long. Its product is annotated as AP2-like ethylene-responsive transcription factor SNZ. NCBI's taxonomy places the organism in Eukaryota, Viridiplantae, Streptophyta, Magnoliopsida, Fabales, Fabaceae. The record is from RefSeq and is a predicted model, not a curated record.